This is a messenger RNA of Scheffersomyces stipitis CBS 6054, 255 nucleotides long. RefSeq names its product high-mobility group nucleosome-binding protein (gene NHP6A). The record is from RefSeq and is a predicted model, not a curated record. The transcript has a single exon. Lineage: Eukaryota; Fungi; Ascomycota; Pichiomycetes; Serinales; Debaryomycetaceae. The annotation marks the transcript as partial.
GCACCAACCGAAAAGAGAAAAGCUACCAGAAAAAAGAAGGACCCAGAUGCUCCUAAGAGAUCUUUGUCUGCCUACAUGUUCUUCGCCAACGAGAACAGAGACAUUGUCAGAGCCGAGAACCCAGGUAUCUCCUUCGGACAAGUCGGUAAGCUUUUGGGUGAAAAGUGGAAGGCUCUUACUGGUGAAGAAAAGGGACCUUACGAAAACAAGGCCGAAGCUGACAAGAAGAGAUACGAGAAGGAAAAGGCUGAGUAC